Messenger RNA from Salvelinus fontinalis (brook trout), 4976 nucleotides. Its product is annotated as follistatin-related protein 5-like. Gene Ontology annotation, biological process: multicellular organism development; regulation of BMP signaling pathway; cell differentiation. The record is from RefSeq and is a predicted model, not a curated record. The transcript has 17 exons. Gene Ontology annotation, molecular function: calcium ion binding; protein binding. Lineage: Eukaryota; Metazoa; Chordata; Actinopteri; Salmoniformes; Salmonidae. Bases 513 to 3206 code for a protein of 897 amino acids.
CGGAUUUCACUGACUCAAAAUUCUUAACAAUGGGAAGGGGGACAUUCGACAGCCCCCAACUCUUUUCAUCUCAGUCAAGGACAAUUCAUUCCAGUGGAUGGAAUCAGACAAGGCAGAUUGUCUGUCUCCACUUUCGCGCUGGAGAUUUCUGCUGGGCUUUUGAUUGGUUAUUCCUGUGACUGAAUGUAAAUCGGAUCCGGACGCAUCCAGUAGGUGGUGGCUUGUGGCUUGUGCUUCAGUGGCACAGGAGACGAUCCAGAGAGGUUAGACCCGCAGUUUCUAACGGAGCUGUCCACUCCUCUGGUGGUGCUGAACGUCAGAUAUUCGCUCUUCGUAGCCUACCGGAUGGUUGAUGGUAUUCGAAAAGGAUUUACAGACUUCACGUUUACAAACUUCUAGGCUAUUGUGUGGAUGUCGAGUUACAAUCGGUGGAUUUGAUCGGACCAGUUUGACAUAUAGUUGUUGUGAACUACUGUUUAAAAAAAACAAUCUCGUUCGGAUUAUCCUUCUGGAUGGUUUGCGUCUGGACAUACAGAAACAGACCAAUGAGGACAUCCAGAUGGUGCUCGCUGGCGUUCUUGUUGGGAGUGGUCUCCCUCGGAGUGGGAGUCAUUGAGGGGAGACCGGGCAAGGAGGAGGGAUUCGGUCCGCCACCGUAUCGACCUGUCAUGAGGUUCCGACAUAAGCAGGAUGGGCUCCCAGGGAGUUUGCAGAUACAGGGGUUUUUGGGCCAUAACAAUGGCUUCCAGAGUCCUUGUGAGCACAAGUACUGUGGCCUUGGGCGUCACUGCGUGGUCAACCAUGAGAGUGGUAAAGGGGAGUGCAACUGUCUAGACCGCUGUAAACCACACUACAAACCGGUGUGUGGCUCAGACGGCAAGCUGUAUCAGAACCACUGUGAGCUCCACCGUGCCUCCUGUCUGGGUGCACAGAGAAUAACUAUCAUGCACAGCGAGGAAUGCUUCUACAAAGAUGACAACUGCAGACUGGGUGACUACCGGAGGUUGAAGACCAAAAUUCUGAACCUGCAUGACCAGAGGUACAUGGAAACUGGCAACCGUGGGAGCCACAAAGACAACAUGGCCGCCAGAAAGAAGCUGGUCGACCUUCUGUUUAAGCGCUUCGACGCCGAUGGUAGCGGGAGAGUAGACAGCAGCGAACUAUCACAGGUCAUCAAGCAGGAAGGUCUGUCCAAGGAUGUCUCUGAGUGCACCCUGUUUGACCUUCUCAAAUACAACGACUUCAACGACGACGAGCACCUGACAAAGGACGAGUUCUACAGAGCUUUCGAGACUUGCCUAAACGACGACACGGAUAAUAUAGAGUUGGCUGGCAUCUCCGUGCAUCGGCAGGACAGAGCAGCUAUGUCUGCUAAGACAAGGGGCGGGGAAGUGUACCAGCUCACCCUGCCCGAUGACCAGAAAUUGAGCAUCACUACGGUAACCGUUGGCCAGAGUGCCAUCUUGACUUGUGCAAUCACAGGGGAGCAGAGACCUCCCAUCAUCUGGAAACGCAACAAUCAGGUUCUCAACUCGCUGGAUCUGGAGGACAUAAAUGAUUUCGGAGAUGACGGCUCAUUGUACGUCACCAAGGUGACCACCACCCAUACAGGGAACUACACCUGCCAUGCUGACGGGUACGAGCAGCUCUCGCAGACGCACACGCUCCAGGUGAACGUUCCUCCCGUCAUCCGCGUCUACCCAGAGAGCCAGGCCCGGGAGCCAGGGGUGACGGCCAGUCUCCGGUGCCAUGCUGAGGGUAUCCCCAACCCACAACUGGCAUGGCUGAAGAAUGGCAUGGACAUCGCUACCAAGCUGUCCAAACAGCUCACCCUGCAAGCUAGCGGAAGCGAGGUGCACAUCAGCAACGUCCACUUCGAGGACACAGGAGCGUACACCUGUAUCGCCAAAAACGAUGCCGGGGUGGACGAGGACAUCUCCUCCCUGUUUGUGGAGGAUUCGGCGCGCAAGACCCUGGCAAACAUUCUGUGGAGAGAGGAAGGUCUUGGAAUUGCCAAUAUGUUCUAUGUGUUUUACGAGGAUGGUAUCAAAGUCAUCCAGCCAGUGGCAUGUGAGAUCCAGAGACACAUAAAGCCCAGUGAGAAACUACUGGGACUUCAGGCUGAGGUUUGCCCCAUGUCAGUGGGGGAGGUCAAGCAGAAGUGUGUGUGGUCAUCAGCGGUUAACGUGAAGGACAAGUUUAUUUAUGUCACACAGCCAACCUUGGCCAGAGUGCUUGUGGUCGACAUCACGUCUCAGAAGGUUGUCCAGACGGUGAGCACAGACCCCUACCCAGUGAAGCUGCACUAUGACAAAUCCCACGACCAGGUGUGGGUCCUCAGCUGGGGAGACAUGGAGAGAAACUUUCCUACUUUGCAGGUGAUCAAUCAGGCCAGCGGGAGUGUGUCCCACCAUACCGUCCACACCCAGCCGGUUGGCAGACGCUUUGAUAGAGUGGAGGAUUUCUUCAUUCCUGCCGCCAGCCUCAUCAUUAAUCACAUCAGAUUUGGAAUCGUCCUCCACAGAAAUGAACCGGCGCUCCACAAGAUCGACCUGGAGACCACAUCGUCAGGGAAGAACAUCAGCCUGCUCAAGUACAACUGUAUUCCCAAGUCCCUGGCUUACACCCACCUGGGAGGUUACUACUUCAUCAACUGCAAACCCGAUUCCACGGGCGCCACCCAGCCCCAGCUCAUCGUAGACAGUGUGACAGACUCCGUGAAUGGACACAACGGGGACGUCACCGGCACCCCGUACGUGUCUCCGGACGGUCACUACCUGGUCACGGUGGACGACCGCAACGGCUUGAUGAGAAUCCAGCAGAUCACGGUGCGCGGGGAGAUCGGCGAGCCCUUUGACAUCCACACCAACCUUCACCUGUCUGAUGUGGCCUUCCAGCCGUCGUUCACCGAGGUCCACCAGUACAACGUCUUCGGAAGUUCGGGAAGCCAAACGGACUCUCUAUUUGUCGAGCUGAGCACAGGCAAUGUGAAGAUGAUCAAGAGUCUGAAGGAGGCCACCAAGGCUUCCGAUUGGCCGUGGAGCAGUAGAAACCGCGUGAUGACCGGCAGUGGACUUUUCGGACAGUACCUCAUGACCCCGUCCAGGGAGUCUAUUUUCAUCCUGGACGGUCGUCUCAACAAGCUCAACUGCGAGAUUGCUGAUGUCGUCAAAGGCAACGUAGUGGCAUGGGUUGGCGAGUCGUAGGCCGGUCUGUGUUUAGACUUGUCCUGUCUUAUUAUUAAGGUACAGUUGCACUGAAUUUGGCUGCAGAUACAUAAUUUAUUGGGUGUGAAGAAAAACGUAAGCAAUUCUCAAAACCAAAAUUCACAGAUCAAAAUCGUAUUGGAUGUUGUUUACUAGCCGAGUUGAAAUCGUGGUGGUUCCACAAUAUCUUCUAGGGGAUAUCUGUUAAAAUUAGACAAAUUAGCGUCAUAUUAGCAUUUUUCGAUUGCAAGUCUUGCCAAUUCAAUUGGAUGGACGUUUUUUGAUAUUCACGUCAACUGGCAUUUCGCUAAAAAGAGGGAGAAAAUAGGUCUAGACUAUCCUCCUCUGUUUCGUCUACUCCCGUUCCAUUUUUUUUCCUGUGCCUUGAAGGAAAACAAACUCCAAAAGAGGAAUUAACAUAAUUAUUCCCAUUGCGGCUGCAGAUUACACCUUCUUCUCUUUGACCCUCCUUCGUGGUGAGAGAUGCUCUAAAAAUCCAUGUUUCUCGUCUUAUUUUCAUCUCGGACCAACGUGGAGCCCAUUCUGGGCUAAUUAAAAAUGAGCUCUUGCUGAGACCCCGUCUCGUUUGAAGUGGAGAUGGAGAGAUUGAGUUGUCCAUUAUGAUGUAGUGCUGCUUGGUCACCUUUGAUCUCUGAGAGUCUUCAAAAGAGCUAGUGAUUUGAAUGUGAUUUCGUCCAACAAUCCAAGUCUCAAUGACAAUGUUAAUAGAUUGAUCCAUCUUAAUAUUUGUGGGAUAAAUUAAUUAAAGUUUCACACUUUGAUUCACAAGGUCAAUGUGUGUGUGCGUGUGUGUGUAGAAAAAUAUUCAAAUUUGAAGAAUAUCCCUGGCCCAAAAGGAGUCAUAGUAUAUAUUAGAAUGUACUUACAUAUUGUCAGUCAAUUUUGGCAAAGUUUAGCAGCUGGAUGUGUAUCAUUACAGUGAAAUAAAGAGGGAUUUGUUUAGUUGGAAGUGGAUUUGUGCAGUUGUAGACAAUAGAGUCACUAUGAGCUGUGUGGAUCUAAUGAGACUAUAGUGAGAGACCUUGGUCUAUAAGCUUCAAAUGUGAGUCACAUUUCUUUUCAAAUGCUACAAGGCAGAGCGUAGUUGGAUGAAUCAGUUGUACCUAUGAAACCUGGCAAGUCUGUGGCCCGUUGUGCUUAGGACACAAAUUAUUUCCCCCAAGGACACAUUCUAUGCAUUUUCACCAUAGCACUCUAAAACAAACACAAUGAGGAAUAUGUUUAUGUGUUAUUUUUCAAAUCUAAUGUUGGACCUCUUGUCCUGUUAUGGACAGGUCCAUUUUAUGUUCCCAAUUAAGAUGAAACAUUUUUAUAUAAUUUGAUGUUUUGUUUUAUUUGGUCAAUUCAAUUUCAAUUAAUCAAAAAAACUAAAAAAUGAUAUCACAUUUUGUUUGGUGUUGCCCCUUGAUACCCAUAGACUGUACUGAUUACCUGUAAUUUUCUUCUUGUUUUCUGUAUAUAGCCGCAGAGUUGACUGAGUUCCUUAACAUGGUAGUUUUCAUACAGUUUUUGAGGGCUCUGUUCAUUAUUUUGAGUGAAUAUGCACCCAACCUUUUCAAGAAACGAAAGAGCACCAUUGUCAUCGCGCUACCCUUGACCAAGUACAUUGUGAUUUCACCUACCUGAGACAUUGUAGUUUUCAUUAGAGCCAUGUACUGUUUGUUGAUUCAUGUGAUUAUUAUUUAUGUAGAGAAUACACACUUGACAUUUUACCUGACAAUAAAGUCUAUACCUCCUUUCUGUGGAAAA